Zophobas morio is the source of this 1673-nucleotide messenger RNA. RefSeq lists its product as uncharacterized. Gene Ontology annotation, molecular function: aldehyde dehydrogenase (NAD+) activity. Bases 4 to 1665 code for a protein of 553 amino acids. Lineage: Eukaryota; Metazoa; Arthropoda; Insecta; Coleoptera; Tenebrionidae. The record is from RefSeq and is a predicted model, not a curated record. The transcript has 17 exons.
UCCAUGUCACUUUUAAAAGCAACUCUUCCGCGGACGAACUUAAGUGUUCAUAGACUUUCCCGUUCAGUUUGCGGACAGUUUUUCUACUCGAUUAAAGAAUGGGCAACCGUGGAUCCUUCAGAUUUAGAUGGGAACAAGUGUGUUGAAAAUCUCGUUAACGGUACUUGGAAGCGAUCUUCAGAUUAUAAGACUUUACAAGAUCCCAUGAACGGUAAGCCAAUGCUUCGACUUCCCGAUACUAAAGGAGAAGAACUGAAGGAGUUUGGCCGCUCAUUGCUUAGCUGUCCUUCUUACGGACUUCAUAAUCCCUUUUACAACGUCCACCGCUACGCCGAGUUGGGCCAAGUAAAUUUCCAGUUGGCUGUCGCUCUUUCGGAUCCGGAUGUAAUAAACUUUUUUGCAAAAUUAAUUCAGCGAGUGACCCCGAAGAGCAAAGAACAAUGUAUUGGAGAAAUCACUACUUGCCGUAAAUGGCUUCAAAGUUUUAGCGGCGAUCAAGUUCGAAAUUUAGCCAAAUCUUUCGGUCUUCCAGGGGAUCACAACGGGCAGUCGUCGCAAGGCUACAGUUUUCCCUUCGGACCUACGUGCGUUAUUACUCCUUUUAAUUUUCCUAUGGAGAUUCCUUUAAUUCAAUCGAUUUCUUCACUACUUAUGGGCAAUAAAGUUUUACUUAAAGUAGAUGAGAAGGUCUCUGUUGUUAUGGAACAGUUGUUGCGGCUCGCUCACUUAUGUGGAUUGCCCAAAUCGAAUAUUGAUUUUAUUAAUUGCGCCGGCCCCGUUCUUAAUAAUCUGUUGUCUGAAUUUCAGCCGCGCAUGACUCUUUUUACCGGUUCGCAGUCUAUUGCUGAAAAACUCAGCCAAGAUUUACUAGGAAAAGUAAGAAUUGAAGAUGCUGGUUUCGAUUGGAAAGUUCUUGGCCCUGACGUUCCUACUAAGAAGGAGGAAUUCGAGUUUAUCGUUUGGCAAUCUGAUCAAGAUGCUUAUGGAUUUUCUGGCCAAAAGUGCUCUGCACAGUCGAUGCUGUUUAUUCAUGAAAACUGGUUGAAAACGGGACUGGUGAAUCGCCUCGGAAAACAAGCCGCCCGGCGCACUCUCAAAGACUUCUCUCUUUGUCCGGUGCUCACGUGGAACAACGAUCGCAUUCAGCGCCACUUGGACGCUUGUUUAGCCGUUGAGGGUUGCACCCUUGCUUUCGGCGGGAAGCCGCUUACUGGUCAUUCCAUUCCUGAAUGCUAUGGCGCGUUUCAGCCUACGGCAGUUCAGGUUCCCAUUCGUGUGCUGGAGGACCCAAAGAACUUUGAUAUUCUCACUACGGAGCUGUUCGGGCCCUUUCAAGUGCUGGUGACUUAUGAAGACGCCACCGAAGGAGUCAUGCUUGACGUAUUGGAGAGUAUGAAGGCACGACUGACGGCUGCUGUUGUAUCCAAUGAUAUUCUUUUUAUUAACAAAAUUCUGGCACGCACUACCAAUGGCACGAUUUAUGUCGGCAGACGCGCUAGAACGACGGGCGCUCCUCAGCAGCACUGGUUUGGGCCAUGUGGUGACCCGCGUGCUGCUGGAAUCCACACGGCGGAGGCCAUCAAGCUUUGCUGGAGCGGUCAUCGCGAGGUUAUCACUGACGUUGGUCCAGUCGACGCGGACUUUGUAGUAAAGACGCCAAAUUAACGUGUGAG